AUGACUGCGUACGUCAUCGCGUUGAGUGUGCUCGUGGCCCUGAUGAUCUACUUCCACGUGUCACCAUCGCAACCGUCCCCUGGAUCAUUCAGCUCCGCCGGUCCGUCGUACCUUCCGCCGAAUCUCGGCUGGGUCGCGUUUCUAUUUCCCAGUGCGAGCAAGAUCGACGCGACGAUCUGCCGCGCGGAGGCGAAUUACUGGGAGAACGUUGAGCGACGGCGCAAGGAGUUUCGAGGCGUGCUGCAACCGGUUCUGGGCAACCCUGUGCGAAUGAAGGAGCUGAUUCUCGUGCCCACGUACACGUGCCCGCUCAACGAGCGCAUCGGGAAAUGGGGCGACGGGGGGAAGUGGGCGUGCAUGAUGCAGUCUGUCAUCCAGAAGAAAGACCCAGUCGUGUACAGCAUCGGUAGCUUCGGCAUGUACUCAUUCGAGAAGGAGAUGCACGAAGCGCUGCGCACCAUGCCCUACACAUUCGACCCCUUCCUUCCCCCUGAGAAGCUCAAGGUCAUGACCUCCCUCCCUUUCCUUCACUUCAUCGAAAUCGGCCUCUCCGGAUCCGCCUCCCUCCCCGCCUACCGCUCGAAAUUCCCCGCAAAAAAAUUCGCGACACUGCCCGAAUUGAUGGGGCAGUUCGGGCACAGCUACGUGGAUGUUUUUAAGAUUGACUGCGAGGGGUGCGAGGUGGAGCUAAUUAAAGACCUUGGCAAGGAGUAUAACAGCACGGAUAAGAGGCUGGCGGUGCAUGGAGGGAAACUACCUUUCGGGCAGAUCCUCAUCGAAUUCCACAACAUGGACAAGAGUGUGAAGACCCUCGCCAUGUUCUACACACUGGAGAACCUCGGGUAUCGUCUGUUCAGCAUUGAAUACAACCACCAGUGUGCCGUGUGCUGUGAGAUGAGCUUCAUUCACGAGAGCCUUUUGGUGGGCUUUGAUAAGCCUGCUGGUGGUAAGGAGGCUGAUACUGCUGGUGGUUUGCCUGUGGAACCUGGGAAGUUGGUGGGCUUUGAUAAGCCAGCUGGUGGCAGGGAGGCCGGGGCUGGUGAUGGUUUGCCUGUGGAACCGGGAAAGUUGGUGGGCUUUGAUAAGCCAGGGAAGCAGAAGAACGAUACAGAGGAUACGGAGGAGGAGGGGGAGGAGGUGAGUGAGAAGGUGGGUGGAAACAGGAAUGUGAAGGUUGGAGUGGAGGGCAAGGAGGAGGGGAGCAGCAAGAAGAGUAGCAAGGUGAGCGGCAAGGCGAAUGUGAAGGGGAACGCCAAGGACAGCACCAAGGCGGGGAAGAAAAUGAGCAAGGAGAAGACCAGCGAAAGGAGUAGGAAGGAAAUCAAGAAGGAUGAAGAGGACGAAGAGGAAGGCUGA
Molecule: messenger RNA, 1356 nt
Organism: Closterium sp. Yama58-4
Lineage: Eukaryota; Viridiplantae; Streptophyta; Zygnematophyceae; Desmidiales; Closteriaceae
Source: the annotation of a GenBank genome assembly